GAGCUGAAGAGGGGGAGUGUACCUGUGCCUGUUAUUGAAACCAUGGACUCAGAGGUCAACAGGAAGUGGCAACAAUUUGAGACGAUGUCAUUCAGGGACAUGAGCGUGCAGUCUCUCAUUGGAGCCCAGGCUUAUCACUCAAGCACCCAACAGGCAUCACAGUCCCUCGUUAGCUUCCAGACGUAUCAGUCGAGCCCAGAGGAGGCCGAUCAGCCUGUAACCGGGUCACAAACUGAUAUAUCAAACCCAAAAGCGGCUCCUCCAUCAGUUAAUGGAGUCCAGACCAUUCAAACAAAUAAAGAAGCACUUCAAAAGGAGGCUCUCUCUCUUCGAAAGCAAGUGGAGAGCAUUAAGAGGGAGCGUGCAGCCAUGGGGAUAGAGGUGGACAGCCCAUGUGGCCCCGGGGCCCCCUGUAGGGCCAGACUAGAAGCCAUGGAAUUAGCCCAUCGGAAAGCACUGCAGGAGCUGCAGGAGAGACACGCGAGGGAGAUCAGGGAGCUGGAGAAGCAGAGAGUCAAGAUGCUGCAGGAGGAGAGCCAGACAGCUGCCAAAGCUAUGGAGGCACUGAGAGCAGCUCACAGAGAGGAGCUGCAGAGAGAGGUGGAGAAGGCCAGGAGGUCAGCUGGAGGCGCUGCACACGUGGAUUCAUCAUUCAGAGGCCACAUGCCGCAGGCAGACGUCUUGCACAGUGAGUUAGAUGUGCUGUCAGAGCGCUACUCUCAGAAGUGCCUGGAGCUGAGCCGCACUGAGCAGAGCAGCCUGGGCCGAGAGACUGAGCUCAGCCGCAAGGAAAGAGAGCUGGAGCAGCUCAGGAGAGAGAACCAGGAGCUUAAGGCCAAACUGGCGGAAGAGAUCAGCCGCAUGCGUUAUUUCAUCACCGGGCAGAGCUCGGACACGGUAUCUCUUGGCAACACAGAGCGCGCUGCAUCGGAAGUAGAGACAUUACUAAGGGCAAAAGACAAUGAGUUGCAAUAUCUUAAAAAAGAAAUCAGCUGCCUACAGAAUGAAGUACAGUCUCUUAAAAAGGAGAAAGAAGCAGCUUAUGAGCGUUACAAGGAGGCCUACGUAGAGCUGAGUGACACAAGGGGUCGGAGCCAGUUGGAGACGAGCUCCCUGAACGAACACUUGAGACUGGCCAACGCUGCACUUCAGGAGGGAGCGAGACAAACCUGACCAGUGAGAACGACUGCUAAAGACUUACCUUGGAGAACAAAGACAGGAAGCCAACACCAAACAUGACAAC
This is a messenger RNA of Centropristis striata (black sea bass), 1243 nucleotides long. RefSeq names its product TRIO and F-actin-binding protein-like. NCBI's taxonomy places the organism in Eukaryota, Metazoa, Chordata, Actinopteri, Perciformes, Serranidae. Gene Ontology annotation, cellular component: actin cytoskeleton. The transcript is spliced from 7 exons. Bases 43 to 1173 code for a protein of 376 amino acids. Gene Ontology annotation, biological process: positive regulation of substrate adhesion-dependent cell spreading; actin filament organization. Gene Ontology annotation, molecular function: actin filament binding. The record is from RefSeq and is a predicted model, not a curated record.